AUGAUAUACCGUCUGCCGCCGGGGGGAAGUGCGGCACGUCCCACCCGCACCGAUGUAUCCAUCAUUCUCCACUUAGUUCACGGCCUGACGAUGUUGGGUUUAUUCGACAACCUCGGCGCUGGCAUAUUGCUGAAAAGCCUCCAGCCCACUCGGGGUGUACUCGAGGAACUGAACGUAUCGGGCUCGGAGCCUGAAGUCGCCAGCCUCGUAGAGCUCAUUAGCGAUCUCACGGACAUCGCUCAGUCGUUUGACAAACUCGCGACCAAAGAACGACGGCAUCCUUCGAUACAUCUCAAGAUCCAGUCGCAGAAUGCGUCCAGCUUGCUUCACCUUCGCGCUAUCCUCGAUAGCACAGCAGCUAUCAUAGACGAAUGUACACCCUUUAUACGGCCACUCCAGCCAAGCCUCGAAGCCCUGAAUCAUGAGCGCCAUAUCACUGGCUAUAUUGAGGCUGAGAAUCGUCUCGAAUACCAAGCCUGGUACGCUGAGACGUAUCAAUCUCUGAACCUUUUCACGGAAAUCUUGCGUGCAUUGUUCACCGCCAUCAAUUUGUUACAGUAUCAGAACGACACCGAUGACGAUAUACAGUCGCUUAAGGAGCGAUCGGUCACAGCAACUCAGCUGCACUACGAGAUUACCCUAGUCGAGCAGAAGCUACACAUCAGCGAUCAACAUGAUACAGGCGCAAUCUUCGUCAUUUACGGACUGAGUGGGUCUGGAAAGACAGAGCUGGCUUUGAGGUUUGCCGAAGAGCAUAGAAACAAGUUCUGGGGAGUGUUCUACGUAGAUGGCUCGUCGGAGAAGCAUGCAGCUACCAGUUACUCGACGAUUGCAACAAUAGGCGGCGUCGCACCGAAUGAAAAGGCUGCGAAAAACUGGUUGGUGACACGCGCUCUACCAUGGCUCCUUAUCAUCGACAAUGUAGACGAGGAAAAGAUCAAAGUCAACGAGCUGCUUCCCCAGGGUGCAAAAGGCUGUUGUAUAAUCACGACGCGUAAUCCAGCUCACGUCACCCACGGUAAUGCCGGAGACAGGUACCUGGAAUUGCUGCCCAUGGAGCCUGAAGAAGCAGAGAACCUCAUCAUCAAAGCCGCCGAAGAGCCGUUACCAUGGCCUGUCAGAGUGAUUGACUGUGCUAGACAGAUAUGCUCUGCUCUGGGGUUCUUACCGCUUGCUCUGGAUCAAGCAGCUAGGGCUAUACGAUAUGGCAUCUGCGAAUGGGCUGAGUACUUGGGAUACUUUGACCGUCAAAUACGAAGAAUUCGACGAAACCUUCAUGGCCGGGCAAGAAGCGGUUCUCGAGAUCGUGAUAAGACCCAAGAAGAUGCGCAUAGUAUCAACGUCUUCUCUACGUAUGAGAUUCUUUACGAAUCGCUACAGUCGUCACCAAAAGAGAGUUACAAGGACGCUAUCGAGCUUCUACACGUUUUCUCCUACUUUCAUUUCCAGAAUAUCCGACUCGAUGUCCUCAUCAGAUCGGCAACAAAUCCCCUGAUCGAAGAGGAACAACAGAGGCAAGACGACAAGAAGAUGGAAGAAGUGUUGAAGAAGCUACAAAAGCCACCAAAGAAACCGUGGAUCAUGUUCUUCCGAGAGCUGAGAGCCUUCGCCAAAAUGCAAGUGGCUACACCCAUGCCUCUUCCAGCUGUGCUCAAAAAUCGAGACAGACUCGGCCUCAGCGCUUUGGAAGACGAAGUGGAAGUGCGGCUUCGCCAAGCACUAGGCGUACUCAUCGAGAGAUCACUAGUCAUGCGGCAAGACAGAACAAACAGCCAGUUCAGCAUGCAUCGGCUGGUUCACAAGUGGGUUAGGGAGCGACCAGAGAUGUCCACUUCGCACCAAGCACUGUGGUGUCAGAUUUCCUUAACUACUCUCGCAUUUAGCGUCUGCCGGCCCCCAAACGGCGAUACAGAAGAGGAAAGUCGUGCGAGACGCGAGCUUUUGCCACAUGUCCAGCACGUCUGUGAGCAUCAAAAAGACAUAGAAAUUCGAUUGGGGGAGAACGCGGCCGGAGUGAGACGCGUUUGGCCAGUGACCAAAAGCUACGGGAGACUUGAGGCCGAGCAAGACGUCCGCUUUGGCCGUGUCUAUGGAGAAACAGGACAUUUCGAUAAGGCCAGACAACUCCAAGAGAGAGCGUCAGAGUUUGUCGCAAGCAGGCUUGGUCCCGAUCACCCUAUAGCGGUAGGGCUGUCGCUCUUGGUGAGCCAGUCGUUGUGGGAAAUGUCUGAGAUGGACCGAGCGACAAAGCGUCAACGGCAAGCGCGUCAGCUUUGUAUUGACACAUGGGGCGAGGAUCAUCCUUUAACACUGGACAUCACGGAUCUUCUAGGAUCAGCUCUCUACUUCAAAGGCAGGUGGACGGAAGCACAAUCUCUGCACGUUCGCACGACGGAGAUGAUGACGAGACUCUACGGAGAGAAGCACGAGAAGACUCUCAAGUCAAUUCGUAACACAGCCCGACUACAUUACCGUUGGAUGGAUUACGAGAAGGCUACUGAACUCUUUCUCAUGUCCUGGAAUGGGAUGAAAGAGCUUCGAGGCGAGACACAUUUGGAGACUUUGUUCAGUCUCGAAGAUCUAGCCAUGAGCUAUGUUCGAUAUGAAGAAGAAAACCCAGAUCCAAGGCGAGAAACACACAUAGCAUUGGCCUACAAGUACAUGACGAUCGUAUAUGAAACAAGGAAACAACAGCUUGGACCGGAACAUCACUGGACACUUCUCGCCGUACUUUACCUCGCUCGCGCUAAGUCAGAGAUGGGUUUCCAUCAAGAGGCGGAGACUAUGAUCAGGAACGGCCUCGAAACCGCUGAACGCAACAUCCCCAAGGGGCACAUUGCUUUUCUAAUGGCACGAACCAUUCACGCUCAGGUUCUUGUCAAGCUGAAAAAGUACGACGAAGCGGAAAGUAUAUUCUAUACACUUGCCGACAAAGCUCCGUAUAGUCGGCUUGCCGAUGACGAUGGUGACCAUCCAGAUCGACUUACAAACCUCUGGCUUCUUUUACGAUGCCUGGAAGAGCAGGGUAAAUAUGAGGAGGAACUCCGUGUGGGUGAGGACUUCUUGCUUGGCUUAUCAACUAUUGGCGGCCAGGGCGCUGGUAUGAAGCACCGAAUUCUGCGGAAAGUGGAAAAGAAGAUACCUGAACUGCGCGAGCAGCUCAAAGCAGCUACAUGUGGUUCACCAUAG
Messenger RNA from Alternaria incomplexa, 3189 nucleotides. RefSeq lists its product as uncharacterized. NCBI's taxonomy places the organism in Eukaryota, Fungi, Ascomycota, Dothideomycetes, Pleosporales, Pleosporaceae. The coding region runs from base 1 to 3189 and encodes 1062 amino acids. Gene Ontology annotation, molecular function: ATP hydrolysis activity; protein binding. The transcript has 2 exons. The record is from RefSeq and is a predicted model, not a curated record.